Molecule: messenger RNA, 1320 nt
Organism: Capronia coronata CBS 617.96
Lineage: Eukaryota; Fungi; Ascomycota; Eurotiomycetes; Chaetothyriales; Herpotrichiellaceae
Product: dolichyl-phosphate beta-glucosyltransferase
Exons: 2
Coding region: 1-1320 (439 amino acids)
Cellular component (GO): endoplasmic reticulum membrane
Source: RefSeq, a predicted model, not a curated record
AUGGGUGUAAUGGGCGGACACUUCGUCGACCUAUAUCCAAGAGAUGGCUUCUUCAAAUGGCGACUGGUGCCCUUCGUCUUGAUCUGGGCAGCCUUUACAAUUGUGUUGGUGAUAUGGCUGUUCAUCACCCUCUUCGUCCCGAACCCACGCAAAGCCAGACCCUCGGAAAAGAAAUACACCACAGUCGACAAAACAGGCCAAGUCACCACGCCGGAACCUCUGCCGUGCUGGUACGAUGACAUCCUCCGGAAAUACAUCAAGGCGAAACAAGAAGACAAGCCAAUCGACUUGGAGAAAGAAAUCGAACCUCCGGAGUUAUUCAUGACGCUUGUCGUCCCGGCGUUCAAUGAGGAGGACAGACUCACCGGCAUGCUGGAGGAGGCCGUCAAUUUCCUGGAGACGGAGUAUGGGUCUUCCGCGGCAGGAGAGAUCCAAGAGAAGGCAGACACGACCGCCACCACCACAACGACGUCCACCUCAAGCGAGAAAGUGGUCGAAGCAAACUUGAACAACAAACCCACCGCACGACGCAGGCAAGCCAAUGGCACGAACACCAAGAACUCAUCAUCUUCGUCACCCCCUCCACUGCGAGGCUGGGAAAUCCUCGUCAUCGACGACGGCUCGACCGACCGUACGGUGCAGACAGUGCAGACGUUUUCACGAACGCACAUUCUACCGAAACACCCACGCCGCCUGUCCGGGCCGUGGACACACCGGAGCGACACGGGCGUCAAGAUCCCGCCGGGGUCGAUCCGGCUCGUGUCGCUCGAGGAGAACCGCGGCAAAGGCGGCGCCGUGACCCACGGCAUGCGCCACGCCCGGGGCCAAUACGUGGUCUUUGCCGAUGCGGACGGCGCCUCCAAGUUUUCCGACCUGACCAAACUCGUGACCGCGUGCCAGGAGAUCGAGGACGACCUGGGCCGCGGCGUCGCCGUGGGCAGUCGCGCCCAUCUCGUCGGCAGCGAGGCCGUGGUCAAGCGCUCGAAACUGCGCAACUUCCUGAUGCAUUCGUUCCAUUUCCUCCUCAAACUCAUGACCCCGCCGCAGACCGCGCGCAUCAAGGACACCCAGUGCGGCUUCAAGCUGUUUUCGCGCCCGACCCUGCCCUACAUCGUGCCCCACAUGCAUAUGGACGGCUGGAUCUUCGAUGUCGAAAUGCUCAUGCUGGCCGAGUUUGCCGGCGUUCCGGUCGUCGAGGUCGCCGUCGGUUGGAAGGAGGUCUUCGGGAGUAAAUUGAAUGUCAUCAGGGACAGUGUCGCCAUGGCUUUUGGCUUGGCCGUGCUGAGGAUAUGUUGGGGAACUGGCAUCUAUAGAAGAUGA